Molecule: messenger RNA, 524 nt
Organism: Choloepus didactylus (southern two-toed sloth)
Lineage: Eukaryota; Metazoa; Chordata; Mammalia; Pilosa; Megalonychidae
Product: SH3 domain-binding glutamic acid-rich-like protein 2
Exons: 1
Coding region: 83-406 (107 amino acids)
Cellular component (GO): cytoplasm
Source: RefSeq, a predicted model, not a curated record
CUCAGAGCCAGAUUCUACCUCUGCGUCCGCGUCAGCCCAGAGCCCCCUGGGGCGGAGGGUCGGUCCCCGACGCGAAGAGAGGAUGGUCAUCCCCGUGUUCAUCGCCUCUUCCUCCGGCUUUGUGGCGAUAAAGAAGAAACAGCAGGAUGUGGUUAGAUUUCUGGAAGCCAACAAGAUAGAAUUUGAAGAGGUGGAUAUCACAAUGUCAGAAGAACAGAGGCAACGGAUGUACAAAAACAUCCCACCGGAAAAGAAGCCUACUCAGGGCAACCCUCUACCACCUCAGAUAUUUAAUGGCGACCGAUACUGUGGAGAUUGUGACAGUUUUUUUGAAUCAAAGGAAAGCAACACAGUCUAUUCAUUCUUAGGCUUAAAACCACAGUUAGCAUCAAAGGCAGAACCUUAGAGAGGAAAAGUAGAAGAUGAUGAUUCAUUUUGAAGCGCCCUCUGGUACUCAGCACACACCUGCUUACUUAAUGCAUCUCUGUGAUAAAAGCCACAUGCAUCAUCAGCAACUUUUCUUG